AUGGCAUCACUUAAAGAAUGGUUUAAUGCAGCUGUUAGCGGGGAAGAAUUUCGAUAUGACGACCUAAAAGAGCUUGUUCAUAUUGGUCGUGGAGCUUUUGGAGAAGUUUAUUCGGCGAAUUGUGUAUCUUUUAAAACUACUGUUGCAGUAAAAAAGGUCUUUCAAUCCUAUCUCGAGAAACAAGACGUCUUUGAUGCUUUUAUUAAAGAACUAAAAUUACAUAUAAAACUUGGUGAUAACAACAGGAUAAUCGAUUUUCUUGGCAUUAGCAAAG
Molecule: messenger RNA, 274 nt
Organism: Dentiscutata erythropus
Lineage: Eukaryota; Fungi; Glomeromycota; Glomeromycetes; Diversisporales; Gigasporaceae
Source: the annotation of a GenBank genome assembly